GUUCUUUACUAUUUUAAGUUGAUAAUACUGUUGGUCCGAGAUUGUUUUUACUUUUAAUUUAUUUGUAAUUUCUGUUCUUACCUGCUUAUGUAGAGGUGAUAUUACCUUUCAUUUACUUUUCAUUUCUUUUAUCUCAUUAGAUUUUGUGAGGCCUUGUUUUAAAAUGUUCGCUGUCUGUCGAGUUUGUUUCUCAAAAACACGCAUUGCAGCUUUAAAAUUGCUGCAAAACUCUCACAAUGGUUUAAUGUCCUAUCCUUAUCAAGGCAUCUCAACCCCAUCUAAAAACAAUAUCCAUUCAUCAUGUCGUCAAGACAGUGAUAGAAUUACACUCAAUGAGAUUGGAGGCAAAAAUGUUGUUCCUCAAAACGUUGAAUUUUUUGACCCGGAAAAAGAAUUCUUUGAAGAUCUGAAUACAGAUGCAAAAACAGAGUCUCCAGUUGUUGAGUACAAUGAACAGGAGUUGCCAAUAUCUGCCGACAGUUUUGCAGCGUAUGCUAAUGUCUCUGAAGUUCUACAAACUCUCAUUAUGUUCGGUGUCGAGCUAUACAAAAUUGAAAAGCACAACCCGACUGCAAUGCAGUUCUAUGUGAAAUUGGAUUUAUUAAAAGACAUUACACCCAAACUGGAAUAUUUAACUACAAAUGGUAUUCUACCUGCAGAGUUUGGACAAGUUAUCACGAAAAACCCGUUUCUUUUGGAUCCAAAUAAAACCAUAGAAGAUUUGGAGGAAAUUACCGGGUACUUAAAAUCGAAAAACUUCACGCAAGAUCAGGUUUCUCUUCUCUUGGUUCGUUUUCCACAGAUGUGGAACAUGUCACUUGUGAAACUUGAUGGAAUGUUGGGGUUUUACCAAAACCUUCCAACCAACUACGAGACUAAAACCAUCUCGUUUAGUGGAGAUGAACUUAGGAACAUGGUCUUAAAAUGUCCUUCGAUUGUGGCUUUACCAACAGAGUCCGUUUAUUUAAUGAUAAAAUCAAUGGAAAUGUCGUGUGGAUUCACCAUACAGCAAAUCCGUCAAAUUAUUUCCGCCAAGCCUUCUAUGCUGUUCAGAGGUCGUAAUUACCUUCAUUCAAUUUAUCUGUUUUGUUCGAAUGAAAUGAAAUUAACCCACAAGGAAAUGGCAAGAAACCCCUUUUUAUUCGAUACCAGACUGGAGAGACUGGUAACACGGCAUCGGUAUCUUUAUGAGCUUGGAAAAGACAUUUAUAAAGACACAGAACCUGGUUACAUUCCAUUAUUUGAUGUCGUUUGCUCAACUAAUGAAGAAUUUUGUUCAAACUGUGAUAUUGGAACAAUUGCAGAGUUUGAAAAAUACAUGAGAACUCAAUAAGUGUUUAAUGUGAUGAAAAUUUGUUUUGUUUUGAGUGAUAUAUCACCAUUGUUUAUCCUGUUGUAUUAACUUCUUGUAUUUUGCAACAAAUUUCUUCUUUUUGUAAUUUUUUUCUGUUUAAAACUUGCAACAAUUAUUGCUUCCUGUUUUUUUGGAUAAAAGGAUUUUAGAAAUUAGAAAAAAAAAGAUUUUGAUCUAAGGUGCUUAGGUAACUACUGUCUUAAUAACGAAUACCAUUGAUAUGGAAAUGGAUUAUGAAGCAUCUGAGGAAUCGAGUUUCUUUUGUCUUCCUGAAGAGCUGAGUUGUCGACUUAAUGAAACAUUAAAGGAUGAUGACAUCAUCAAGAUGUCUGUUGCAUAUCAAAACUGCAUCUCUUAUCCAUGGGAAGUAUUUGCGGAAUUGCAUUUGAAGAUAUCUCAUGGUGAUGUGGAAAAUAUUGCAGCUGAUCAAGGAGGUCGUUUAUUACAAAUUCAAGAAAUGUUCAGGCGUUGGAAGGAAUCCCAUCCAGAUGGCAAAACACCGAACGAUUUGAUUGAAAUCCUUGACAAUGCUCGUCUUGUUGGAAUUAAACAGCAUUGGUUCAGUGAAUACACACCCAACAAAACAGCAUUGGGUAAUUUUAACUGUUACCGAAUAACCGAGUUUGAAAAAAAUGCUGGGCUGAACUUUAACCCUGAACAGUUCACAAAGUUUCUCUGUAAGCUGGGUGUCCAGGACAAAGAAGACUUUGUCAAAGAUCGGUCUCCAAAUAACAUUUUAAAACAACGCCUUGAUAUUCUGCACAUUUGGGAAAAUCGAGUUGGUUUUAUGGAAGCAACGUUAGAAAAACUUAAUCAAUGCAUUGAACAAGUGCUGGUUCCGAAUGGAAGGGGUGAACCCUUUCGUCAGUUAAGUAACAAAGAAUGUGCCGACCGACAACCCUUCAUGGUUCGCCGCACAGCAGGGUCAAAGAUUUCUGUCUGUCAAGGUUGUCGGCAGAAAUUUGACCAUAUGCAUGACCGGUUGGUUGUUGCUCACUGGGAGGAAGUGACCUAUAAAAAUCAUGAGGGCAUAGUGGUGAAUGAAUGGACUAACGGACACUACCAUUUAAGCUUGGAUUGCAUCAGAGUAAAGUGGCAAAACUUUCAAGGGAAAGUGAAUGCAGUUAAAGGCGUUUUGUGUUUGAAAGAUCUGAAGUUUCUAAGAAACAAAGGUUUUGAACUGGAGGAGGUUUAUGGUUAAAAGCUUGUACUGUUUGGAAGGUUUUAUUUGUGUGAAGUUCCCUGUAUAUCUCUUAAAAUUAAGUUUGUAGUAAUUAGGUUGUAUAAUAAAAGUAAUUGUGUUAAUGUUUUACCAUUGUGUUAAUUUUUAGUUUAAAUUACAAUUGUGCUAAACAUUAUUUGCCAAAUUUUAAUUAUUGUAAAUGUUCCAUGGCUAAAAAUGUAUAAACGAAAUGUAAACGUUGAUGGGUGAAUAAAACUUGUGGAUGGCUGGACCAAACAUAGAAAAUAACCAAAUUUAAACAACAGUCCAUUAUUUAAUUUAUAGUGCCUUCACUGUAAUAGGUACUUUUAAUUUUUUUAUAAAAGUUUUAAUAAAAUAUGUGCUUUUAAAGCAAAGUUCCUGUAGUGUUGUAUGAUCCUGUAUGCUGCUUAAUGUGUUUGUUUCGUGAUAUAAUGACACUUAUGCAUUACUCACCAUUGCUUUGUAUCAUCAGAA
Molecule: messenger RNA, 3032 nt
Organism: Ciona intestinalis (vase tunicate)
Lineage: Eukaryota; Metazoa; Chordata; Ascidiacea; Phlebobranchia; Cionidae
Source: RefSeq, a predicted model, not a curated record